CUCGCAGCCUCGACGGAGCCUGAGCGCCAUGUCCGGGCCCCGCCGGCCGAGCCCCCGACGCAGUCCCGGGACGCAGCUUGGGGGAUGCUAGAAAGAGCCCAGAAUGCCUUAUGUGGAUCGUCAGAACCGAAUCUGUGGGUUCCUGGACAUUGAAGACAGUGAUACUUGUGGGAAAUUCCUGCGAAGGUAUUUCAUCCUGGAUACCCAGGCCAACCUCCUCCUAUGGUACAUGGACAAUCCCCAGAACUUGGCUAUAGGAUCAAGAGCUGUUGGAUAUUUGCAUCUGACCUACAUCUCAAAGGUCAGCGUGGCUACACCAAAACAAAAACCGAAAACGCCUUUCUGUUUUGUUAUCAACGCUUUGUCUCGGCGCUAUUUCUUACAAGCCAGUGACCAAAAGGACUUGCAAGACUGGGUGGACGCACUAAAUCGGGCCAGCAAGAUAACGGUACCAAAGUCUGGGAAUUUGUCUCCAACCACAGAUGUUGCAAAAGCCCCCUACAAGACUGAAAUCAUCGGCGGGGUGGUUGUGCAGACGCCCAUCUCUGUCAACCAGAAUGGAGGGGACGGUUCUGAAGGGGGUGAGCUAGCAGUUCACCCUCUUUUGAGACGGUCCCAGAGUUGCAUCCCAACUUCUGGUACCAAAACACUAACUGGUCCUCCACUACUCAAAAGCGGCUACUGUGUAAAGCAGGGGAACAUGAGGAAGAGCUGGAAACGCCGGUACUUUACCCUAGAUGACAUUUCCAUCAGUUACUUCAAGUGUGAGCAGGAUAAGGACCCAUUGCGUUCAAUCCUUCUGAAGGAUGUGCAGAAAACUCACGAAUGCCUAGUUAAAUCCGGUGAUCUUCUAAUGCGGGACAAUCUCUUUGAAAUCAUAACAAGCUACAGGACCUUCUAUAUCCAGGCCUAUAGUCCUGAGGAUAUGCACAGCUGGAUUAAAAUGAUCACGGGGGCGGUGCAGGCACUGAAGAGCUGCCCAAGGGAAACACCCUUAGUGAGAUCCGUGUCCAUGAGCAAACGUGGGGGCCGUGCCUUGCCCAGCUCAGCCAUCCCAUCCAUUGCUAGAUUGAAGCAGUUGGGAGAGGAGACAAGGGCCACCUGCAAAGCGCCCUCAACAUCAUGUUGGCUGCCUUGGACGCCCGUGCCACAGUCAGAAAGCAAGCAGCAGUCUGCCGCCAAGGAGCAGGCCACUCAACUGAAGGAUUCCGAGUUUGCGCCUGUGUUUACCGAGCGAGACACUGGAGCUGUGCAAGGGGGUCGUUUACGGCACAGGUCAGAACCCCAGAACUUCAAAGAGCACCCCUUUCUAUAUGACCUGGAUGAUGAGAACAUCCGGACCUCAGACGUGUGAUUGCAGAAACUGAACAGCACUUGCAGGCAGUCCAGGGAAGCUGCUUAGGGUUCAGACGAGGCCCCGAUCCUGACAUCGAGUGUGCUGGGAGAACAUUGCCUUGCUUGCAUAUGCUGAGGCAACUGAGACUGGGAGCAACCACUGCAAUAUUAUGAACAUCUUGGGAAGGACGACCCGAUGGCGGCUACCAGCGCUGGCUUUCUUAAGGCCCAAGCCAUAGGUGAAUGAGUCAUGCCCAAGGGGUUAAACCCCUCCACAUCGUUGAUCCCUCCUCUCCCCCACAAGUUUACAAAACCAGGCAAAUGGUGUGAUCUGGCCUCACCUCCUUUAACUUGGGGAGAAGUUCAUCAAGUCUUUUUUCUCCAUCAAACGGAAAUCUUUCAGUGGAUGCCUUCUCACAUAGUGAAAGGAAGGCUAUGUUGUCAGGGUAGCUAGGAACACUGGGAAGGGGGUUGCUGUGUCCCUGGGUGUGCCUUUGGUGGAGUCCGAUAGACUUUAAUGUACAUGUUUGUGCCCACGCUUAGGUAGCAACACACUGGUGGUCUGGUUUCUGCGGUUGAUCCUUGCAGAGGCUGAGAGAAAGCAGUGAGGCUAGCUCUAUAGAAAUUCCUUGCGGCAGCCACUAAGGCACCCAUCUGCCGUGGGGGAGAGCACACAUGCUUUUUGCUGUUGCAUAAGAGGUUGGUGCAAAGUGGGUGUUGCCAGGAAACUGCUGUGUAGAUUGGAAAGCAUCCAUAGCAAAGAUAAUUGGGAGAGAGGAAAAUUAACCAGUGGUUAAUAACAUUUUUAUUGUAGAUUAAUAAAUCUUAAAACAACAAUUUUCAAACUCUGGUCUAGGGACCCCUUGGUGACCCACAGUGAACUUUCAAGUGCUCAGGAAGCCCAUGGCAAAAAAUAUUAAAGGCCUUUUCUGAGAACAAAUAGUAAUAAAUGCAGAGCGAAAACCCUGCUCCUUCUGCACUCUAAGGCAGCAGCACCAAAUGAGGAAGGGAGAGAAAUGGGCAUGUGUCGUAUGCCAUUGCAUUACACAUGUCAAGCAACGCCUGCUAUUUGUAUAGCAACACUUUACCCUGUGCCUUUUUGCACUAGAAUGCAGAAGGACAACGGUUUUCAUUUGGAAGACUUUCAAGCGGCCUCCUGUCUAAUGCAAGGGAAAGACCACAAAAUAGCACGCUGAUGAGAACAAUCAGUGUACCGAGUUUAAGAAUUGCUGAGCUGCUCCGUUUCAGCACCCGGUUCCAUCCUCCAUGAUGAAGGAACAGGGACCAGGUCGCGAGCACUGGGGCCUGCAUUAAGAUCUUUUGGGCUCUGAACAGGGCAGAAGAGACUUUGUGAGUUUCACAGUGAAGACAAAGUUCCCCCAUAUUUCCAAAUUAACAACAUAGCUGAGCUGUGUUUGCCAUUUCUAAGUGUGGUAUGAUGGGGGGAGAGAUGUUUCUCGAUACAUAGAGCUUUUAGGUUUUUAGCCUGGCGCCUCAGUCCAGCGAGGGAGAGAUCCAUGUUUGAAAGCAAGAUCCCUCAUGCUUUGCAGAAGUGUUUCUGUGUCUGUGACAUAUUCUCACAAAGGCCUCACAGCAAUGAGUUGGAAGCAGCUUUUGUUGCAAAUUGAGCAUCUGUGUACAUAGCAGAUCUGAAUCGGGGAACACUUAUUUCCAGCUGUUCAAGGAUUCCUUUCUGACAAACUGUCAUGCCUGUGCUUCAGAACUGCACAUGCUUCCUUGAAAUGCCAGCCAUGCUUUCCAUACAGCAGGAAUGGGUUAAGUUUGCAUCAAGUCGGGGGUACUACAGUGCAAAAGAGAUGACCCAAUAUAAUAACUUUUUAAAUUUUUGUUUUAAGCAUAGCAUUAACCCAAAACACCUUUUAAUGAUGCACAGAUGAGGCAUAAAGCUGAAUUUGGAGAUGUUGAGGUCCUUUUAUAACUCAGGCUGGUAUGUAUUUGGCACUUUAAAAAAAAUUGCACACAGGCAAUCCAAAUCCCAUGAUUGGAACAGCUGCAGCUUGUAUAAAUUGUUAGUUAUAUGAUUUGCAUAUUAUUGCAUAAUUUGUUCUGCUCUACCAUCAUCCUGUUCAUAUAACUUUUUCUGGAGUUCCUAGUCCUUAGGAGACAUGACACCCCCUAACCUCCAGACAAUCUUGCAGCUCAAUCCUAUGUCAGAGUUGAGUUGGGCUUACUGCUAAGACAAUAUGUACAGGCCUAUUCAGCUGCCUCUCUGCUUCUGAGAUACCAGCAGGCAUUGCCAACACUCUUUUAAUCACAUACUGGUAUUCAUAAGGCUAGAAACUUGGUGUUUUUUUAAAAAAAAAAAACAAAGUUGAGCUUCACGUCAAACUGAACUGAAUAACACUCUGCUUUUUCUGUCCCCCCCCCCUCAAGUCACAAAAUUACCUAACCAUGCACAGGGGAGGUUCAUUUUGGAAGGAAAAGGGGUCCAUUGUCUACAGAAUUAUUUGCUCAGGAUUUCAUAAAUGUUUUCUGAGCAUACCCUGGAAGGUGGGGUUGAUUUUCCAACAAUUUGCUGGGCACAGUCUUCUGGUGUAAGAGAAAGUGGCAUUUUUCUAUAUAAAAGGCAAGCUGUAUUGGCGACAACUCACUUUUUAUCCUGGCGCACCUGCACAGGAGCACCAGGAUAAAAACUGAGUUAUCACCAAUACAGCCUCUGGAGGGUGCCGCCAUGGCAGGAAGGGCAGACGAGGCAGCCCGUCCCUCUGGACGGUGCUGAGGUGACAGCACAGCGUUCCUGUGCUCCAUUUUCUAGGGCCCUUUUUUAACAAAAAUUGACUCUAUUGCUAGUGAGGAAUAAACCAAGUCAUUGAUGGGAUGUCGUGACCCCAAAAUACCUAUUAAGGAAUCUGUCCACUGUUUCUCUGCAUGACAUGCUGUUCUGGCUUCUUCCAGUCAACCCCUGCUAGAUGGAUAAUUUUGGAAUGGACUGCUCUAGAGGCAGGGUAAUUUCUGAACUUGUCUUAAAAAGAAAAACUUUUCGAGUACAAAUGUGUCAUGAACCUCAGCUAUCAGAAGUUUUGAGAAUCAUUGUACUAAGGACACAACCCACCAGGGGAUUCUUUUGUGCAGGGAGGGGAUUAAUCAUGCAGAGAUGUAGCAGUCAUCAUUGAAAUGAAUGGGAAUAGCAAAAAGAGCAUAGAAGCCAUUUCCUUAAAAAGUGUCUGUGAUCGGAAUCUGUGUGGACAGUUGUCCAUUGUCUGCUUAUCCCAUUCAGUAAAACGAGGUAAAAUUGAAAGGCAAUAGAAUAGACUGGAAGUAUUUGGACUGCAGGUAGAUGUCAUUUUUGACACUAGCAUCUUAGAGGGAGAGGUUCUAGAUGACCCAGCUCCCUGCUGUACUGCUGCUCUGGUUUCAAGGAGCAUUCGCAUACAAAGAACAUUCAGAAAUUACUUUCUCCUUUUGCAGUCUGUAGAGGUCCAACUCACUCCAUCACUAACUGGCUGAUGUUGGGAAACCAGCAGAAAGCUGGUGCUGCAGUGCCUCCCAUGUUACUGAGCUCAUGAAUUGUGACAAAUAAAUGCUCACCAAGAGCUCUGCUUGACAUGGGAAGGAAACGUGGCUGCAGAUUUGGGAUCGCAUGUUUACAUGAGAAUGAAAACAACAUCAGUCUAUGAAAUAGCAUUGUACUGUUACUAUGUGCAGUUGUGACUUCCCUGCUUGGAACUCAGUUCCUAGAUGCAUGGGGCUGUUUGACCCAGGACUGUGGCAUGCAGGGGGAAGAGGCUUAUGGCUUCCACUCUGUGUCAUUAGUCCCAUCUGAAAUGGCACUGGGGGGUGCUGUUUGGCUUUUGGAGGGCUCCUCAUGCGCUGAUGGGGUGACAUAAGGGCUUUCACAACAUGGCAAAUAGCAUACCCCGACUCCUAGGCACUAUUUCAGGUUAGGAAAACAAUGCAGGAAAUGAGACAUAAGCCCUUUUUCCAUGCAUGCCUGGAAACUGAGUUUCCAGCGGGGAAUCCUUGUGGUGUACUCAGGUCUGAUCUGCAAAUGAGCAUUGUGCAGUUACAACCUGUGAGUUGAGCCAUUAGUCCAUUAAUCCCCAAACUACUACCAAAAUUGUAUUGUCGAAGGCUUUCACGGCCGGAGAACGAUGGUUGUUGGGGGUUUUCCGGGCUGUCUUGCCGUGGUCUUGGCAUUGUAGUUCCUGACGUUUCGCCAGCAGCUGUGGCUG
Eublepharis macularius is the source of this 5528-nucleotide messenger RNA. RefSeq names its product pleckstrin homology domain containing A2 (gene PLEKHA2). Gene Ontology annotation, molecular function: PDZ domain binding. Lineage: Eukaryota; Metazoa; Chordata; Lepidosauria; Squamata; Eublepharidae. The transcript is spliced from 12 exons. The record is from RefSeq and is a predicted model, not a curated record. Gene Ontology annotation, cellular component: membrane; cytoplasm. The coding region runs from base 104 to 1354 and encodes 416 amino acids.